AUGCCUGAACCAAUAUCUGUCAACGGUAAGAAUGUGUUGAUGACUGACCGGCAGCUGCAAUGUGCCGAGUUCCAUCCGGAUGGCGUGACAGUGGCCGUGGCUGGCAGGGACAGCGCUGUUCGUGUCUACGACGUGCGCAACAGGGGCCUCCUGCAGGAGUACAACGCUCACGAGGGCAUCGUGAACUCCAUGCACUUCCACCCGUCGGGUGACUGCCUGGUGACCGGUGCAAGUGACUCACUCACAAGGGUGUUCGACGUGCUCAAGGGCAGGCUGCUUUACACGCUAGUCACACACAUGAAACCAGUGCACGCCGUUUGCUUCUCACACGAUGGAAACCACUUUGCCACAGGAGGCGACGAUCGCCAGGUGUUCCUGUGGACAAGCUACAACGCUGAUUCGGCUGGGGCGGAGCAGUCCGGCAGUGGUGAUGCUGGCACACGGAACAGCGAUAAUGGGGAGCCAGCGGUCGGGAGCACAACGGCAGCUGCCAAGCCGGUGGCUGUAGUGCGCUCUGUGGCGCAGGUCUCCACUCUGAACCAGGGUUCUAGUGACCAGAGACUGGAAGUGAACCCUUCUGCCAAUGGGUCCAGCUUCGAAGCCAGGCUUGAGCAAGUGGUCACUCAACUGACUGCCAAAAUGGAGCUACUCAGCCAGGCCGUGUCUACUCUAAACUCAAAAGUGCUGGCACUCGAGUCAGUUGUGGCGGAGCAACGCACAGCAGUGCAGCAGCCGGAUCAGCCGAAGCCAAGUCAGCCGGAGCACAAUGGUGCCACCUGUGCUGAUUGACAUCCCCCUACCUUUCGUCAUCCUCGUUUGGGUGGGAUGUCACAGUGGACUUACUUGCCUCACCAGUGACUUGUGUGUAUCUUAAAAACCCGCAUAUAAUAUAAUAUUGACCACAUAUAAUACAAAGUGAAAUUUGGGGAUAGCAAAAAAGAAAAAAAAACAAAAAUUUUCAUCCGCAUAUAUUACGAGUGAGGCAAACUCAGCGAAAAGAUUUAUUUACAUUAUACUUCGCACUUCAAUCAUCAUUGUCCUCUGUUCCUCUUCCGCGAACUCUUUUCAGACAUACUCAUUUUCUGUGCCGUCGAGCGCGUUUCAAAUGCCGCACUUGUUAAAAGCACAACAUAGAAGGUCCUCCGGGAUGUUCGCCCAUGCCAAAUACACGGUGGCGCCUAGGUUGCAGUUCCUGUAUGCUAGAGAACGAUCAGAAUUAUGGUAGCCAUGCAGCAAUCUCGAAAGCAAUGCCUUGAGCCCGAUGUUUGGCUGAAAUUUUGGUUUGGAUCUGCAUAGUAUGUGGUGGAAACUUGAGACAUCAUUAAGUAGAAAAAAUCCUCGUAUUAAUGCGGGUUUUUACGGUACUUUAGUUUUUAGCAGAUGACUGCAUAUCUCGCAGUUGGACACUGUGCGGUGUGUGGGGUGUCAGAAGCUAUCGAGUGAAAUUAAUAAAUUCUUUUACUUUUUUAAA
Messenger RNA from Dermacentor silvarum, 1471 nucleotides. Its product is annotated as POC1 centriolar protein homolog A-like. Lineage: Eukaryota; Metazoa; Arthropoda; Arachnida; Ixodida; Ixodidae. Bases 1 to 789 code for a protein of 262 amino acids. Gene Ontology annotation, molecular function: protein binding. The record is from RefSeq and is a predicted model, not a curated record. The transcript is spliced from 7 exons.